Messenger RNA from Rhopilema esculentum, 4741 nucleotides. Its product is annotated as thiamine pyrophosphokinase 1. Gene Ontology annotation, biological process: thiamine diphosphate biosynthetic process; thiamine metabolic process. NCBI's taxonomy places the organism in Eukaryota, Metazoa, Cnidaria, Scyphozoa, Rhizostomeae, Rhizostomatidae. Gene Ontology annotation, molecular function: thiamine diphosphokinase activity; ATP binding; thiamine binding. The record is from RefSeq and is a predicted model, not a curated record.
GCGGCAGGUUUAGAUGGAUGGUUGUUUCGAUAACAGAUGGGAAGUCAAAGGUUCAGUUUACAUAGGAACAGGAAUGUCUCGUCUUGGAAAUUCCGUUUGGCUCCAUCAAAAACCGCUUUACUGCCUUCUAGAUAGAGGCGUGAAAACUGGAUUGAUUCUGUUGAAUAGGCCCCUUAAAGAGCAUUUGCCUAUCUUGAAACAUCUGUGGAAAAACUCGGUGAUCAAACUUUGUGCAGAUGGAGGACUGAAUAGGCUGCAUGAUGCAAUUGGUGAAGAUUCUGACAGAUAUAUACCUGAAAUUAUCAGUGGUGACUUUGACUCCGCAGUUUCUGACUUGUUAACUCAUUAUAAAAGUAAGGGUUCCAUGAUUGUUCCAACGCCAAGUCAAGAUGAAACUGAUUUUACCAAAGGACUACAUGUAAUGUGUCAAGCCUUAAAAGAAAAGAAUAUGCAGGAAGAGUACAGCUGCAUUGUGGCUUUGGGAGCUUUUGGAGGCCGACUAGACCACCUCAUGUCAAAUAUCAACGCACUUUACACUGCAGCAGAAACACAAGAUAAACCUUGUUAUCUAAUGUCAUCAACAGAAAUAACUUGCCUUUUACAAUCUGGUUCCCAUAUUCUUCAUUUAGAUUCGGGAUUUGAAGGUGAUUGGUGCGGGCUAAUUCCAGUUGGCAAUCCGGCUGAAAAAGUUUAUACCCAGGGCUUAAAGUGGAAUUUAGAUGGACAAUCCCUGGCAUUUGGGUCUCUGAUCAGCACCUCGAAUCAAGUCGUAAGUAAAGAAGUGAGAAUUGAGACAACAAAUCCACUCCUUUUCACACUUGGGAUAAAUUACAAAUAAGAUAUGAAUAUUAUAUAUAAACAGGGGUGCCGUGGAGGGGGGUUCGGAGGCUCAGCCAAAAUUCAGAGAGUUUUCUGGAGGGCUCAGCCUCCAUCCCACCGAGGUUUUCCGUGAAAUAGUGAUUUCCUAUCAAUCCUUUUGUGUCGGUAAAUAGUUCGGAUGAUUUGAUAUGUAGAGAAUCUUUAACGUUUGGGUGAAGGCAUGGGUGUGGCUUCUAGAAGUAGCCCACAACACUGCCCCCUUCUAUCCUUUUAGGACGGCACCCCUAUAUCUAAACAUAUUUAGACGGAAAAUCAGCUUGGCUUACUUAUGUAACCAUUGGAAAUAUUCUAAUCAUAUUUAAAAUAUGCAGAGGUAAUUAACGAGCAAAUUUUAUGAAAUUAAACAAUUCUCGAUUUUGUAUUGUCUGUUUAUGCAAAAUUUUCCCUUAUUGUUUAGUUGGUGCAAUGUAUCUCUUUUUGGGAUUGAAAUCAAAAGCAAAUUUAAUCACACACCUUGCAUACCAACUUGAUUUCAAACCAAGCAUGAGCAAGCAUCGAGGAAAGCAUAAGCCAAUGUGCCACCUCCUAAUCAUGGAUACAUGGACAUGAAGUCCCAUCAUGGACACUGGACAGUCCUUUUUUUCUAAUGCCAUGGCAUCGAUUGAAGUAAACGAAACAUGGUGCUGCAAUUUUCUCCAUUCUUUCUUCCAAAAAUAUCGCCCAACUGUUUCCUGCUAAUUUCUUCACCGUGCUGUCUAAAAUGCCUGCCAAAAGUACUUGGAACACCCAGCAAUUCGCAUUGUAUUUCAUAUCUUUCAUUCCUUUUCCGAAAAAAUUACUACUCCCGCCCCCUUCCCCCUAAAACAAUGUUGAUAAUUUAGAGAACUAUCCUAAAAUCCUAACCGGUUUUAUAGUAAACCAACAUUUUUCCUUGGGGAAGAGGGGGAUGAUUGAUUUUGACCAUGGAAAAUGACAUCAGUGUUCCAAGACUUUUGGCAGGCAUUGUAACGAGCAUGAAUGAUAGGCAGUGGCGUAGCGUGACCUUUCUCGCUGGGGGAGGAGGAUGUGAGAGAUGCAAACCAUAUUUUACCGACAGAAAAUCUUUUGUAAAUUCACCGCCGAGUUCUCUGAAAGUUGGGGGCCACGCUACGCUACGCCCCUGAUGGUAAGCAAGGGCAGGGUUAGGUUUCGAAAUAAGGGCUUUGAUUUCUGCCAUUCUAUAGAACAUAAAGGGUUCUUAAAAUUUCCUUCUGAAACUUAGUGUAUCUUUAAAAAAUUGUGGGGAGGGAGGCUCAAGCUUCUUCUGCCCCGAUUCGUACUUUUCUGAUUCUACUGACAGCUCGUUUGGAUUGUUUUUAUGCCUGUUAACCGUUCCUCUUAAUAUACAAGGCGGCUAGUGGCUUUCCUGAAAUGAGAUGAAUGUUCAUCUCAAAUAUUUCCUUCGCUACUUUUAAGGUGUCCGGCCCUCGAGAGAUGCUACUUCAGAUUUUAGGGGCGAAACACUCCUUAAAACUCGAAUAGUCUAAAGAAACUUUCAACUUGCAUGGUCGAAAAUCCUCAUUCUGAUAGUGUCAUUUUACUAGUGAAAAAGAUGCAUAAAAAGCAGCCAUCAUAGAUGUCGCUGUGAGGAUUAAUAAAGUUUUUUAAAUUCAUUUCCCAAAACAGUGAAAAUAAUGUGAUUGAGAAAACGUCACUAUUCCACGGAUGUGAGCCGGAGGAAGGUUAUCUAACGAUGCACUAGUUUCGACUUGGAGGAAUGCCUAACGGAACUUUUAUUUUUUUUCUGACAAAGCGCAAAAACGAAACCAUACUCGAGACGACUUUACUUAAAUUUCAUUUUAAACGACUUUUGUUCAAAAGAUACAAGACGGAUUACAAAUGGCGUCCAGAGGAAGGUUGAGGCGUUGUCUGAACUCUGGAUUAUUGCAUUAAAAACAAUUCUUAAAAACAAUUCAAAAAUAAGAUGUUUCUAAGACAAUCUCUGACUCAAUAUUUUGAGUCUCCAUCUCAGCAGAAAAAUUAUUUCUCUUCACCGCUGUUCUUAGUGCUUCUUCCCAACAGCGCUUUCUAGCAUGGUUACCAGAUUGUUCCUCAGAUUAAGACAAAAUUACAGCACUCCCUAGUGGCGGCGCCAGCUGCUGCAGAGUGGGAGGGUAAUGGGUGUUACCCGUGAGACCACGCCCUAUUGGCCUCGUUUCAGUGAUUUGUAUAAGGUCAAAUUUCCUUAGGAAAUAUGAUCUACCCCUACCCAGUACUUUUUAAUCUGUUUUUAGACGAAAUAUGUAGACCAUGCUUCGAUAAAAGUGGGGAGGUAAUUACCCCCCCAUACCACCCCUUGGCGCCGCCACUGGCACUCGCAGUCCUUUAAUCGUCAAAGUAAAGUUCAAAAUCUCUCCAAACCCUAUCUUAUUAGCAUUGUAUUGUUGAAAUGUCCAUCUUUCGAAGAUACAGCUCUAAAGAUACAAUGUGAAUAGUUCUAAAGUCUAAGAAGGUCAUAGAUAUUAUCCCUGAGACAAGUCAGAACCUCAAAAAACACUUCCCGUGCUCAUCCUUACUUAAUCUUUUUGCAAAUUCAGGAAUUUUGUCCCACAACUUGUCUCGUCUUUCCUUUCCAGAGCUUGUAAACUUAUGAAAGCUUUAACCUCUUCUUGCUUCCUUGCGUCCUAACCUAAAACCUGUUUUUUCAAAACUAAGGUCAACAGCCUGGAUUCCCCUUCCCACUGGCGGCGCCAGUCACUACGCUCUGGGAGGGACAAAACAAAAAAAUGUAGUCCACGCCCUUUUAGCACUAGAAAACGCCCUUUUGCAAACAAGGAAGGCCAAUUUUACCUAAAAGGAACGUCCAUAACUAACUUUUGCCUAUGUAAAGGCAGUUUGAAAAUCAAAGGAUGACAUCAAAAAAAGUACGUUGCCAAAAUAUUACCCUUCCCCCAAAAUUUUCUCAUCGGAGAAAAUACAAAAUUGAUCCUGCCGAGAACUGGGGGGACGUGUCCCCCCAGUCCCUCCCGUGGCGCCGCUUCUGCGCCCUUCCCCUCUUCAUAGCUUCAAUCUAUUUUAAAACGAUCUCAGGGACCAUUUGUCAGAAGAUAGACCUGUGUGUUAUUUCCAUUCAUCUUUGCACUGUGAAAACUAUCUUAGACAAGCAUAAAUUGGAGAUAGCGCAUAUUUAACGGGCGGCUGUUCGAAGAAGGCGAGGUAACAUUGAUUGGACCAUUUAGUUGGAGUAAUGACUAUUUUGCCCUUCUUUACCCAUUCUUGGCCUUCAAUUUCGAGUUUCUCUCCGUUUUCUCUAACAAGUUGCUACACAACUAAAGAUGAUCUGGGCAUUCUCGUAGUCAAUCAAGUCUAUGAUGAACCUAGACACACAUCUUUACGACACCAACCCCGCUCCAAGAAACAAGACUCCCUGCAUCCCUGCUCAGCCAUAAGCACCCUUCUGCGGAGGACAACGCUACUCCCUCUUCUAUUUGAGUGACACCGUCACAGCCGUCACAAUUUUGCACCCUUACUUUUGCAACGUUCCUUUCAAUCUACAAUUUUUCAAAGAAACGGAAAGUAUCACUUGAGACAAAACGUCUUCAAAGAGAUGUGAAUACACUUUCUAUUUGACUUUUAAGAAAGUAAAUAAUAAGAAUUGAUACGAUCGAGACCUGAAUUCAAAAAAUUUAUCUAAUGGUCCCUUGGCCUGACUGACGAAGCUGUAUUUCAGAAAUUGAUAGUAAAACACUUUAUAUAUUUUCCCUUAAUGUCUGCUAGAUAAACAUGUUGGACAAUUUGAAACAUGUAGAUUGGUUAAAUUGGUUAGAAAUCCGCUGAUCCACGCCAAGUCAAGAAUAUCCUUAGGACCAGAGCCAUUAAGUGCAUUCAAGCGGUUUUUUACCCUAAAGUGUUAUCAAAUUAUCAAAACGAUCCUAAUUCUGGC